AUUGCCCCAAUUGCAGUGAACAUCUUUGCAGACGCGAGAACAACGUCAUAUCUGGAAGGCACGUCGUCGAUUUGCGGUAGCAACCUCAAUGUUUCUACACAGGCUCACCGUAGGUAAAUGAACUCUUUGAGUCUACGCCAGUGGGCAAUCGCUGCGUUACUGACACCUCGGUGUGAUUUUUCUUCUAUCCUCUACAGCUUCGUUAUACUCAGUAGAGCAUCUCUGAUAGCAGCGGAUGUCUUGCUCCUUCUGGUCACUUGGUGGCAGCUAUGCGGAACUCUCGGAUCAUCGGGACAAAGGCGGAAUCGGUCUGCUCUUGCAGUGCUCUUGCUGAGGGACAGCACUUCGUAUUUCAUACUGUUUCUUCUGCUUAAUGUCGCACAGGUUAUGGGAGAACUGAUGCUCGGUGCCGCGUUCGACCCGGUCCCUAAUCUCAUGCUCCCCAUAGUGACCAUCGUGAUCUCCAGGCUGAUCCUCAGUCUACGUCGGCUUUCAUUCACUAUGCAGCUACCGAUGCACGUUCGGAAUGCUACCGACACGUCGGCGACGGAAAUACAAGAAUCUUUCCACCGAUCCUUCUUAUCAACUGUGGUCUUUCGUCCAGACCCUUCCCCGCGCGGUCUCAGCAACCAUAGUCAGAUCCAGGCAGAACCUCCGGAACUGCCAGAACUGCCACGAGAACUGAUGGAAUUUCGACUAGAACCUUGGCUAGUAGAUAGUCAAUCCAUCCGCGCGCCGGACGACGUACUGGACGACGAUGCAGAUAUGGACGAGUGUGGAAAGGUGGAUGAGGAAUGACCUCGGUUGCCCGGGUCCAGGGGACCCAAGCAGUACUCUGAAUAACUUAUCAUAGUUGUAUGAUUUAAUCAUGUAUAACAGCCUGGUCAAGUAUCUUGUAUCAAUCGGUAGUUCCAGCGCGCAGGGAACUCGAUAC
Fomitopsis serialis is the source of this 934-nucleotide messenger RNA. RefSeq lists its product as uncharacterized. The record is from RefSeq and is a predicted model, not a curated record. NCBI's taxonomy places the organism in Eukaryota, Fungi, Basidiomycota, Agaricomycetes, Polyporales, Fomitopsidaceae. The transcript is spliced from 8 exons. The coding region runs from base 118 to 798 and encodes 226 amino acids.